This is a messenger RNA of Ichthyophthirius multifiliis, 651 nucleotides long. RefSeq lists its product as hypothetical. The transcript is spliced from 2 exons. Gene Ontology annotation, molecular function: oxidoreductase activity. The record is from RefSeq and is a predicted model, not a curated record. Lineage: Eukaryota; Ciliophora; Oligohymenophorea; Hymenostomatida.
AUGAAAUAAAAAAUAGCUUUAAUUACUGGUUCUUCAAGCGGAAUAGGUUUGAAAAUAGCACAAAUAUUUUAAAAAGAAAAAAUAAAAGUUUUAAUGUGCGGAUUAGAUGAUUUUAACUAAAAGUUUAAGGUAAAUGAAAAUUUAAUAGACUAUACUAAAAUUGAUUUAUAAGAUAAAUAAUAAAGAUAAAAUUAUGUAUAAAAAAUAAUUUUAAAUUUUAAAGGAAUAGAUAUAUUAAUAAAUAACGCAGGCAUUUUCAGAAAUUUAUAAGUUGAAGAUACGUCUUUGGAAGAUUGGUAAUAAAUGCUAGAAUUGAAUUUGACUGUACCAUUUUUUUUAAUUUAAAGUUUUAUUCCUUAUAUGAAAUAAUAAAAAUUUGGAAGAAUUAUAAAUAUUUCAUCUUAAAAAGGAAUAAAAGGAGCUCCUAAAUAAUCUGCUUAUUCUGCUACAAAGCAUGGCCUUAUAGGAUUAACUAAAUCGGUAGCUUUAGAGACUUGUUAAUAUGGAAUUACUUGCAAUUCUAUUUGUCCAGCAUGGGUAAAAACUACUCCUUUAAUUUAAGAAAUACAAUAAACUGCUGAAAAAAUAAAGUUAGUUUUCAAGAAGAACUUUAAAGCUUUUUAAAAGAUAAAUAGGAAAAUUAUGAAAUGA